GGGGGCGGGGCGUGACCGCCCGGCGCGAUGGAGGCGGCGGAGCUGCGGGUCGGGUUCGUGGGCGCCGGGCGGAUGGCGGGAGGCCUGGCCCGGGGCCUGCUGCGGGCAGGGAAGGUGCCAGCCAGCAGCGUCCUGGCCAGCGCUCCCUCGGACAGAAACCUGGAUGCGUGGCGGGAGUUGGGCUGCCGGACCACGCACUGUAACCUCGAGGUGCUGCAGGAGAGCACCCUGGUCUUCCUGGCCACCAAACCCCACGUCCUGCCAGGCGUCCUGCAGGAAAUCCGUCCCGCUGUGGGACCCCACCACAUCGUUGUCUCACUGACGGCCGGCGUCACCCUCCAGACACUGCAGCGGCUUCUCCCCGCCGGGACCAAGGUGCUGCGGCUCAUGCCCAACCUGCCGUGCGUGGUGCAGGCAGGGGCGAUGGUCUUUGCCCGGGGCAGCAGUGCCGGUGAUGGCGAAGCUGCCCUGCUGAAGAGCCUGCUGUCCUCCUGCGGGCUCUGCGAGGAGGUCCCCGAAUCCUACAUCAACAUCCACACCGGCCUCAGCGGCAGCGGCGUGGCCUACGUCUACCUGUUUGCUGAAGCUCUGGCCGAGGGAGCGGUGAAGAUGGGCAUGCCGGGCGGCUUAGCCAGCAGGAUCGCGGCUCAGACGCUGCUGGGUGCAGCGAAGAUGAUGCUGGAGACGGGGGAGCACCCGGCGAAGCUGCGAGGAGAUGUCUGCACGCCCGGGGGCACCACCAUCCACGCCCUGCACCAGCUGGAGAAGGGUGCGCUGCGGGCCACCGUCAUGAACGCGGUGGAGGCGGCCACCAACCGGGCAUGCGACGUGGCCGAGGACUAGUGGCCUGGCUGGGGAUGAGCCCCUCCGUCCUGCCCCGGCAUGGGGCAAGAGGGGCGAUGGGGAACAGACCGAACUUCUCCAGGGACCCCCGAUGCCCCCCCGUGAGACCCUGACCGGGGGUGGGAGAUGGUGUGGACCCACGUCCACGCCACGUGCUACCUCCGCAGGGCUGGGACCAAAUAAACGUGGGCAGCACGA
Tyto alba (common barn owl) is the source of this 1041-nucleotide messenger RNA. Its product is annotated as pyrroline-5-carboxylate reductase 3. The record is from RefSeq and is a predicted model, not a curated record. Gene Ontology annotation, biological process: L-proline biosynthetic process. NCBI's taxonomy places the organism in Eukaryota, Metazoa, Chordata, Aves, Strigiformes, Tytonidae. Bases 28 to 843 code for a protein of 271 amino acids. Gene Ontology annotation, molecular function: pyrroline-5-carboxylate reductase activity. The transcript is spliced from 6 exons.